AUGACCCAAGACCAGAAACACGAGGCUCUUCAGCCCAUCCACCCCUCCAUGAAGGGCAAGCUCGACCCAGUUUUUGAGAAGCUCUACAACGACAACGUUGCCAACACUCCGCUCAAGCCCAUUGACCUCUCUGUCCUGCGAUCAAAAUACUCAGUCCUCUAUUCUUAUGGCACUGGUCCUGCGCCAGAUGUUGCCCGUCAAUAUGACACCCAUAUCACCACUCACGAGGGUAUCGAUUUGAACGUGAGGGUUUAUGAGCCUAGCACCACUGGGCCAUGGCCUGUCCAUAUCGACUACCAUGGUGGAGGUUGGGGUCUUGGUGAUCUCGACACGGAGAGUCAUAUCUGCAAGCACAUUUGCAACCUGGCUGGAGUUGCUGUGAUAGACGUCGCAUACCGUCUCGUGCCGGAAAAUGCGUUUCCGUGUGGCGUCACAGACAGCUUCGCUGCCCUCAAGUACAUCUACGAGAAAGGUGCUGAGAGGUUCAAUAUCGACCCCACGAGCAUUUCUGUUGGGGGCGUAUCAGCUGGGGGGUUCAUUAGUCUGGCACUGGGACAUAUGGCGCGCGACGCAGGGAUUCCUCUCAAACUCAUCGCUGUCGGAACCCCGGUGAUCGACGAUUUGUCCCAGUACUCAUCUGCGUCCGAGUCACCUUUUCCAUCCAUGCAAGAGAACGAACAUGCGCCAACGCUCAACUGGGGCCGCCUGGCCUGGUUUGACAAGCUAAAAUGGAGCUCCCUCGGCUCGACCCCAGAACAAAUCGCAGAGAAGCGGCAACAAGUUCCUGAAAUCUUUGCCAACCUCUUCAAGGCCAAAGAUUUCACCAAUCUUCCGAAAACAGUCAUCUACACGGCCGGAGCUGACCCAUUGAGAGAUGAAGGUGAAGCAUAUGGAAUGAAGCUAAUAGAGCACGGGAAUGAGGUGACGAUCAAGCGGUUUCCUGGAGUGCCGCAUCCAUUCAUGCACAUGGACAAGGAUCUUCGGCAGGCAAAGGAUUUUAGAAUUCAAACGGCUGCUGCUAUCCGGCCGCCCCUAAGCUUUGGUAAGCUAGCGAGGGUACAGUACUUGAUCGGUCCAUUCCCACUUCAGAUAGCUAAUCCCCAACCUCCUCACGCGUCGUCUGCUUCCAACUGCCCAAGCCAAGUCAAUCAAGCUGAACGCCCUUCCCCACGGUUGAUGCGUGAUGAGCAUGGCGUUUUGCGCUCGACCAAGAUUGUAGGAAGCCUCAUUGUGGCGACUGCAGAAGGCUUUGCCUGCAGUGCUCGUGGCCUACUGAAAGGCCGAGACGGAGGAGGAUUGAAGACCGGGAUAAUGAAAUAUGCGAAUCUCGAGUUGAAUCUAGAAUCGAAUCUUGACGUAAGCAUCGCCGACUUGCUCUGUCAAAUGUCAUCUGCCUCUGCCUUUGAUGCACCGGUCAUCGACGAAGCCGCUCCAACUCAGGAGCCAUACUGGAGCCUAUCACCCGAUACAGCCUGGCUUGACAUGCUUCCGAAAACACCCCCUGCCAACUCGAGCUCCCCGGUAAGCAUGAAAGAUACAUCACUCAGCUUGUACACACCAAGCUUAGUUCCAGACAUGACGUCUCCCCAUGACAAGGCCUUACUCAAUCACUAUUCGACCAUUGUCGCCUCCGUAUUGUCGAGGCGUACCAAUACAGCAUCCAAUCCCUACGUUGGUUACAUUAUACCAAUGGCCAUGUCGAACCAACUUAUUCUUCAUUGCGUAUUGGCCUUGAGUGCCACACACUGGCAGAGGCUUCAACCAUGCAUGCGGGAUCGGGCAUUGUUUCACCAAGGUCAAGCAACACAAUCUCUGGCUCGUCUGCUUCCGCAUGUUGAUGCCAGAUCAGUCGACAUUGCUCUGGCAUCAUGUCUAUUGCUCUGCAUGACAGAGCUUUUUGAUGGCACUUCACAAGGGUGGAAACUUCAUCUCCAAGGAGCGAAGCGUCUCUUAUCAACCCUCAAGUUCCAGCAUGGCGAUAUGUUGACCGGGCAUUUCAAGUUUUCUGUCAAGUUGGCUCGAUUUUUGGACAGUGCAGCUACGACAAGCACAUGUAAACCUCCCCUGAUUGACAAUGAAACGGUGACAACCUCACUUGAGCUGGCUGAGGAUGUCAAUGGUGAAGACACAGCAGUGUACGGGAUACCAAAGGAGUUGUUCCAUUUAGUCGAUCGAAUCAACAAUCUCGCUAGC
Molecule: messenger RNA, 2193 nt
Organism: Fusarium vanettenii 77-13-4
Lineage: Eukaryota; Fungi; Ascomycota; Sordariomycetes; Hypocreales; Nectriaceae
Exons: 4
Molecular function (GO): hydrolase activity
Source: RefSeq, a predicted model, not a curated record